CUACCGAGCGCAUCCUCUACAUAUAAAAAGACUGGCCGCCAUGAGGCUGUGUCCACUGCUGCUGCUGCUGGGCCUGUGUACGGUCCUGGUCAGCUCCUCUUCUGCUCCUGAAAAAGAGGAGCCCACCCAGCAGACUUCUACCACAAUUCGCUCCGAAAAGAAACCGCCAGCAAGAAGAAUGUCUUUCGCGACUCGGCGCCAGCUGGCGCGCGCGCGCCGAAUUUUGGCGCGUGCUGAUAGCGUGCCACCGCGCGGAGUGGGAGUGGUCGCCCGCUCGGCAAGAGGGCGCGCCCGGGCCGGCGUCGCGCCGCGCUUCGGAGGAGUGGCGCCACGCUUCGGAAGGGCGCGAGCCUCGGCGCGCGCUGGCUCGGCGGUGGCGCGCGCGGGACCUUUUGGCGCCACCGCCGGCCGAACGACCACUUCUGGCGGGAGCGCCUCAUCCUCGAGUGGGCGAGGCGCCUUCGCCUCCGCCUCCUCUGGUGCCGCGUUCGCCUCUGCAGGAUCCGCCUUCGCCUCCGCAGGCAGCUCUGAGGAGUAUGACUACGACUAUGACUAUGACUAUGACUACGGCGGUUUUGGAGAGCUGCCUCCCGCCCGGCCGGCCCUGUCGUUCGCGAUCUUUGACGAUACAUCGGUGAAGUUCCACAGCAACACAAAGUCGCCGGCGGCGACGGUAUCCCCCUGCACCUGGGGAGUGGUCAACUGUUGCAGCAAUCCCGACGUAAGGGUCAGCCGAGUGAUGUGCUUUGAACGACACGGCUGUUUCGGCUCGUGGUUUGACGACCUCUGCACUCCUACAGUGAAGAAGGGCGUUUUCCAAGAAGUGUUUGGCACUAUUCAAGGAUAAUGCGUAAAAAAGGAAGGCACAAUACCUCUGAGGUCUUCAUAUAUUUCACUGAUA
Amphibalanus amphitrite is the source of this 901-nucleotide messenger RNA. RefSeq lists its product as uncharacterized. Lineage: Eukaryota; Metazoa; Arthropoda; Thecostraca; Balanomorpha; Balanidae. The record is from RefSeq and is a predicted model, not a curated record. Bases 41 to 847 code for a protein of 268 amino acids. The transcript has 3 exons.